Capra hircus (goat) is the source of this 3738-nucleotide messenger RNA. RefSeq names its product signal recognition particle 72 (gene SRP72). Gene Ontology annotation, biological process: SRP-dependent cotranslational protein targeting to membrane. Bases 39 to 2054 code for a protein of 671 amino acids. Gene Ontology annotation, cellular component: signal recognition particle, endoplasmic reticulum targeting. Gene Ontology annotation, molecular function: protein binding; ribosome binding; 7S RNA binding. The record is from RefSeq and is a predicted model, not a curated record. The transcript is spliced from 19 exons. NCBI's taxonomy places the organism in Eukaryota, Metazoa, Chordata, Mammalia, Artiodactyla, Bovidae.
CUCUUCCGGGGCAGAGGUCGGCUCCCCUCUCCUCCAAGAUGGCGAGCGGCGGCAGUGGGGGGGUUUCGGUGCCUGCGCUUUGGAGUGAAGUGAACCGUUAUGGCCAGAACGGUGACUUCACGCGCGCUCUCAAAACCGUCAACAAGAUACUGCAGAUCAACAAAGAUGAUGUUACUGCCCUGCACUGUAAAGUGGUAUGCCUUAUCCAGAAUGGAAGUUUCAAGGAAGCCUUGAAUGUCAUCAACACUCACACCAAAGUGUUUGCCAAUAACUCUCUUUCCUUUGAGAAGGCAUACUGUGAGUAUAGGCUGAACAGAAUUGAGAAUGCCUUGAAGACAAUAGAAAGUGCCAACCAGCAGACAGACAAACUAAAGGAGCUUUAUGGACAAGUGUUAUACCGGUUAGAACGCUAUGAUGAAUGCCUGGCUGUAUAUAGAGAUCUUGUCCGAAACUCCCAAGAUGAUUAUGAUGAGGAGAGAAAAACAAAUCUUUCAGCAGUUGUUGCAGCUCAAAGCAACUGGGAAAAAGUGGUUCCAGAGAACUUGGGUCUCCAAGAAGGCACACAUGAGCUAUGCUACAAUACGGCAUGUGCUCUUAUAGGACAAGGCCAGCUGAGCCAGGCGAUGAGAAUUCUGCAAAAAGCUGAAGAUCUCUGCCGCCGUUCAUUUUCAGAAGACUCUGAUGGGACUGAAGAAGACCCCCAGGCAGAACUGGCCAUCAUUCAUGGGCAGAUGGCCUAUAUUCUGCAGCUUCAGGGUCGUACAGAGGAGGCUUUGCAACUUUACAACCAGAUAAUAAAAUUAAAACCAACAGAUGUGGCAUUGCUAGCUGUGAUUGCAAAUAACAUCAUUACAAUUAACAAGGACCAAAAUGUCUUUGACUCCAAGAAGAAGGUGAAGUUAACCAAUGCAGAAGGAGUGGAGUUUAAGCUUUCUAAGAAACAACUGCAAGCUAUAGAAUUUAACAAAGCUUUACUUGCUAUGUACACAAAUCAGGCAGAACAGUGUCGCAAAAUAUCUGCCAGUUUGCAGUCACAAAGUCCUGAGCGUCUCCUUCCUGUGUUGAUCCAAGCUGCCCAGCUCUGCCGUGAAAAGCAGCACACAAAAGCAAUAGAGCUGCUUCAGGACUAUUCAGAUCAGCAUCCAGAAAACGCUGCUGAAAUUAAGCUGACCAUGGCACAGCUGAAAAUUUCCCAAGGUAAUAUUUCCAAAGCAUGUUUGAUAUUGAGAAGCAUAGAGGAGUUAAAGCAUAAACCAGGCAUGGUGUCUGCAUUAGUGACGAUGUACAGCCAUGAGGAAGAUAUUGACAGUGCCAUUGAAGUCUUUACACAAGCCAUCCAGUGGUAUCAGAACCAUCAGCCCAAAUCUCCUGCUCAUUUGUCCUUGAUAAGGGAAGCUGCAAACUUCAAACUCAAAUAUGGGCGGAAGAAGGAGGCAAUUAGUGACCUAGAACAGCUAUGGAAACAAAAUCCGAAAGAUAUUCAUACCCUGGCGCAGCUUAUUUCUGCUUACUCACUUGUAGAUCCUGAGAAGGCAAAAGCUCUUAGUAAACACUUGCCCUCAUCGGAUAGUAUGUCUCUAAAAGUAGAUGUUGAGGCUCUUGAAAAUUCUCCUGGUGCUACAUAUGUUCGGAAGAAGGGUGGAAAAGUUACUGGAGACAAUCAACCAAAGGAGCAAGGACAGGGAGAUUUGAAAAAAAAGAAGAAAAAAAAGAAGGGAAAACUGCCUAAGAAUUACGACCCAAAAGUAACCCCAGAUCCAGAAAGAUGGUUACCAAUGCGUGAACGUUCCUACUACCGAGGAAGAAAGAAGGGUAAAAAGAAGGAUCAGAUUGGAAAAGGGACCCAGGGAGCAACUGCAGGAGCUUCCUCUGAACUGGAUGCCAGUAAAACUGUGAGCAGCCCACCCACUUCGCCAAGACCUGGCAGUGCAGCCACAGCGUCUACAUCUACAAGUAAUAUCAUACCCCCACGACACCAGAAACCCGCUGGGGCUCCAGCAACAAAAAAGAAACAGCAACAGAAAAAGAAGAAAGGUGGGAAAGGGGGCUGGUGAUUAGAACAGUCUUGUUGCCAUUUUUAAACUAGCCUCAGUGACACAAGGAACGUAAAUAAAGGUAACAGCAAGAAGCACAGAGCUGCUCCCUCUCCCCUCCCUACAUUUUCAUGAAUUUAUUUUGUUGUGCAUCAAACAGAAAAGCAUCUUCCUUCAAACUCUGCCUAGUCAGACUUGGCCUACUUGUACCACCUUGCUUCGCACAAAUGAUGAGGACGCAGAACAGUUGGGCAUUUACCCAUCUUGAUAUCCAUUACAUCCUUUCUCUUUGUGUGCUGAUCUGGUGUUAUUUUCAGUUUCAGAAACAAGGCAUGUUAUCCAACGUUUCCUAGGAUAUAAACAGAAACUACUUCUGUUUCAACUGGAGUCCAAAGAUACUUGUUCCUUCAAGUCCCAUUUUAUGUCUUAGGAAGCCUUAGGAGACUGAAAGUGGAGUCUUCUGAGCAUUCCAAAUAUCCGCUUAGAAAUAGCAUGUAAUAAAAGGGACCUUAUUAAUAUACUGGUGUUUUCACUUCACUACAUGAGUGGCCACAAGAAGACUAAAUUAAAUGUCUUGAUUAUUCAUGAAAUUCUGUCAUGUGAUAGUGAAAUAUGGGCUACUAAAUAUAUGUGGUAAUGAAAAGUAUGUGUAUGUAUAUACAUAUAUACACACAGAGAUAUAAAGUAGGACUUCUUUGUGCCCCCAUGUCAUUUUCAAAUUAUGAUAACAUUAUGCUAAUUUAGCACUGUCAAAGAUAUCAAGAGAAAUACAUCAAUGUUGCAAGAAGUUGACACUUAGACGCAACGUUCUGAGGUCAGACUGAUUUGGACCCUCUUGGUCAGAAAGAUUUAAAUGGCCCUUACCAAGCAUGAACAUUGACUUCCAGCAGAGAGAGGCAGUCAGUGCCAGAGUUGAGGAGUCGGCAGUAUUAAACCUUAAAAGAACUGUUUGGCCCAAUUAAUAGAUCUCAAAUGACUCCUCUUUCUAGUUGCGGGGCAUGACCAUUCAUUACCUUCUCAAAGUAAUGAAAGUCAGUCCGUGAUACCGGUGUCACUUUGUUCUUGCCUUGCUUACAGGUCACUUUCUUCUUAAACAGGUGUGAGGCAGACACACUGGCAUGCCUACCCAAGUUAGUGUUCAUUUUAUGCUGCCCAAGAUAGCAUUCAGUUUAGACUUACAAGUAUUUCUUGUGAUCAUAUUGCUCUGUCCUUGUUAAUGAAGUGCUGCUGUGUUUAAACAUACCUGCUAAAACUUCACAGGGUUUUUUGAAAGCUUUUCCUCUACCAGAGUAAGAAAUGUGGUGCUGCCUUUCUCUUUAACAUAAUCUGUGGUGGCAUCUAAACAAGAGACCCUCUUCUAUGAAUGAUUUAUUAUGGCAUUAUACUUUUUGAACUCUCAGAAUAGUCUUUUGGUAAGAGUGACAGUUGUUUAUUCCUUCUGAAUAUAAAUCCCACUACAAAAAUAAUUGUUAGUAAAUUUAUGGUUUUAGGAUUCUGUUAAAUUUCUAUAGUGAAGGAUAAUCAAUUCUUAGGUUACAGAAUUUUGGUGAAAUUUAUCCAUCAAUGAAAAUUUUGACCCAAGGCACAACAAGAGAAAUUUCCAGUUCUCUAUUUAGUCAUUGUAAUUGCUAGUUGUUAUCAUCAAUCAGUACUAAGCAACUGAAACCUCAGUUCAAAUAAAUAGUCAUUGUCAAUGAAGUGUAAA